This is a messenger RNA of Dunckerocampus dactyliophorus (ringed pipefish), 1893 nucleotides long. RefSeq names its product gastrula zinc finger protein XlCGF8.2DB-like. Lineage: Eukaryota; Metazoa; Chordata; Actinopteri; Syngnathiformes; Syngnathidae. Gene Ontology annotation, cellular component: nucleus. The coding region runs from base 603 to 1631 and encodes 342 amino acids. The transcript has 2 exons. Gene Ontology annotation, molecular function: DNA-binding transcription factor activity, RNA polymerase II-specific; RNA polymerase II transcription regulatory region sequence-specific DNA binding. Gene Ontology annotation, biological process: regulation of transcription by RNA polymerase II. The record is from RefSeq and is a predicted model, not a curated record.
UCAUUUCAAUUUUUGGAUUCACACCCGUCUUAAACCGUUCUGAGGUAUAUUUUGUUUUCCCGCCAUAGAUAGGUGCUUCAUACGACAACGAGUGCGCCCCGGUGUAGUUUGUCCUAGUGGAUUUGCGGUAGCUAGUCCGCUACACAUCCGGUUACCACGACACAACGGUCACUGUAGAGGUCCGUGUUAUGGUGUUUUAUUGUAGCGUUGUUCUUAAUUCUUGACAUAUUCUUUUAUGUAACCAAGUAAACGUCGGCAAUUAAAAGUUUUGUGCAAUGAUAAACUUGUCUCAGUGUACUUUGAAGUUUCUCAAAAUAGCCUAGCUUGGUAGCGGCUAACAAAGAGACCCGGAAGUUAGCAACACGUCGCUCAGCAGAGCUCAAGUGUCGAGUGUGAAGUGUUGCGAUUGUGUGAAAAUCUGUAACGUACUAACACGGACAACCCAACUGCGACUGUUUAAGAAAUGAUUGUUGUGUUAGAACGAUAGCAGAGUACGAGGAGGAACUUUCUCGAACAAAAGAGGAGAACGAGCGACAACGUCAACUAUUGGACGCCGUUUUCAAAAAGCCUCAAGUUGUGUUACAAAGUGCAGCCAUACAAAAAUGGAAGACAUUGUUGGGAUCAGACAUGCAGAAAGUUCCAGUAAACUUCCCAAUGAGCAGCAGGAGUGGACCACCAGGGUGGAGCAGGAAGAGCCACAAACCCCCCACGUUAAAGAGGAAGAGGAGGAGCCACAGUCCCCUUACAUAAAAGAGGAAGAGGAGGAUCACAGCAUCAGUCAGGAGGCAGAGCAUCGCGAAGGACUGGAGAAGUUUUCAGUGAUUCCUGUCAUUGUCAAGAGUGAACAUGAUGAAGACAAAGGUGAAAGCAGCAGCUCGGCUCAACACAUGACAACAGAAGCUGAUGAAGAUCACUCUGGAGGAUCUCAUGCAGACAACCUCUUAGCUCCACUAUCAGAUAGUGACGACACGACGUCACACUCUCCUGACACUGAUGAUGAAGACUCUAAAGCUGAUAUGACAUGUCACACUGACAACACACACUUUAAAUGUUCUCAGUGUGACAAAACCUUUGGCCAUAAAAAGAACCUGAAAAGGCACAUGAGAUAUCACACAGGGGAGAAACCGUUCAUCUGCUCAUUCUGUGGUCAGGGAUUCUAUGAGAAGGCACAUUUAAUAACACACACAAGGAUACACACUGGAGAGAAACCUUUUUCCUGCUCGGUCUGCAACAGAAUUUUUUGUGACCGUUCCGCAUGGGUCGUUCACCAGAGAACACACACAGGAGAGAAACCUUUUGCCUGUUCAAUCUGCGGUAAAAGAUUCCCUCGCAGGGAAAACCUGAGAACACACACAAGAACACACACUGGAGAAAAACCUUUCAGCUGCUUGGUCUGCAGAACGAGUUUUACUGUUCGUUCGACAUUGGUCCAACACAUGAGAACGCACACUGGUGAGAAACCUUUUGUCUGCACAGUGUGCGGUGCAAGAUUUUCUCAAAAGACGCAUUUAAAAAAUCACAUUAGAACGCACACUGGGGAGAAACCUUUUACCUGCUCAGUCUGUGAUCAAAGUUUCUCUGUUAAAGCAAGUUUGAUGUCGCACAUGAGAACACACACUGGACAGACAUGAUGUGGUGAAGCCUCCAAUAUUUUUUUUUACUGGUGUUCUUUAGGCAAUUAUGGGAUUUCAUAGCAGUGAUUUUGUGAAAAUCAAUAACAUUUGCCUUGUUUUAUGAAUCAGUACACUUUUUUCCUUUAUCUUGCUAUGUGAUUGUACCACAGACAUAUACUGACAUAUAAUGACUACAUGUUACAAAUUCCAGCACAAUGGCUGUUAAGCAUUACAUGUAUAAAAUAGAGAGUUGUACUUUUUAUGGAAAAUAAAAUUCAAG